AGGCCAGGAUUCAAGGGAGCUGUAGUCGCUUUAUGUGUGAUUAUUAAAUUGAGCGAAUUAGGCAUCAGAUUUUCAUUAGACAGAAGACGUUACAUCCAGGGCUUUAGAAAGAGUUAGAACAAACAAAACAAACGCCUCUUUACGUCUAAGCAUCGAGCAGAUAUUUUUUAAUUAAACGAAAACCAAUUAAUGUGGCAGAGCCUCUUGGUUCUGAAGGUGCCUCGGAUUAAACACACUGGAGCAUUAAACUAUCCAACGCAGAUAAAUAAGAAUUAAACGCACGAGUUCACAAAUGUUAUGGUCGUUCACUGAUUUAUGAUGAUUUUCAUAUUCACAGGCCUCCACUACUUCCCAUCAUUUGUAGGGUUUUCUUUUUUUCUUUUUUGACCAGAGAGCCAUAUCAGGCACAUCCACAGAAACACGUCCCACAGGAACCUAUUACCAUCCUCUACAUAUGCACGAGUUUGAAUAGGCCGUCUAUCAUCCUCACAGAGGGACGUGCAGCUUUUCCAACAACUUUAACAGCUUGUCAUGAAAGGUGCACAUGGGGAUUUCAAUUACGCAGGUCAUCAGAGACUGAGUGAACACUAUUUGGGUCAUGGGCAUUUCCCAUAUUCAAUAUUGGCACAUACAUCCAGUCUUUGGGACCGGUUAUUAAAAAGCUUUUAGUAAAGCAAUGCAACAAAAACCUGGCAGAAAAGUGUAUCAAAGGAGUUGUUGGAAAUACACAAAGGACAACAUGGACAGAACUGGGGAGGAUUAGAUCGAAUGUUUAUAAUGUAGGUUUGUCUGUGGAGCGCUCUGCCUUCAUGGGUUUAUACAGCCCUAACAGUGUGGACCCCAGCCCAUAAUCCUUCUGCAGACAGAAGACAGACUCCAAAGGAGGUCUUGAGAAAAUAAAUGUAUAAAUAAGUCUUUGUGAGCUGGUGUUGGUUCAUCAAAGAAAACAUAAGAACUGAAACGGUUUAGGACGUUACAACAAACCAUGUUGGAUCAGUGGGUUUGUCUGUGGAGUCCUCCCUCCAGAGGUUUAUUUAGGCCUAACAGUGGUGACCCCAGCCCAUAAUCCUGCUGCAGACACACCUGUAGAGAGGUGUAUAAAGAGCCUGGACAGCAGUGGAUCCAGCACAGAUCAUCAGGAGUCUCUCCACAGUAGAUCUCCACACAAGGUCCAGAUCAAUCCUGAAGAUGACUCCCACUGUCAGUCUGCUGAUGCUGCUGCUGCUGCUCGGCCUCUCUCAGGCUCAUCCUCUCCAGGAUGAAGGAAAUGAAGAAGAAGUCACAGACGACGUUGACAUCAGCACCAGGAUUCUGACCUCCAACAAUGCCACAGAUGAGAUCCUUCUGGAAGGAGACCUGCUGGCUCCCAGAACCAGAAACGCCAUGAGGUGCUGGUCUCAGAGCUGCCAGUGGAGGAAAGGUUCCAAUGGUCUGGUGACCAUCCCCUUCACUGUGAGCAGUGAGUUCACCAGCUGGGAAAGGCAGAAGAUCCAGUACGCCAUGAACGUCUACCACAGCAAGACCUGCCUCCGCUUCGUCCCCCGUCAGAGCGAGUACGACUACAUCAGCAUUGAGAACAGAGCUGGAUGUUUCUCUGCUCUGGGCAGAGAGGGAGGAAGACAGGUGCUCUCUCUCAACAAACAGGGCUGCCUCUACCACGGCAUCAUCCAGCACGAGAUCAACCACGCUCUGGGCUUCCAGCACGAGCAGACCAGGAGCGACAGAGACUACUACGUCAGGAUCAACUGGGAGAACAUCAACCCACAGAUGGCCUACAACUUCUACAAGCAGUCCACCAACAACCUGAACACUCCCUACGACUACUCCUCCAUCAUGCACUAUGGAAGAACAGCCUUCUCCAUCCAGUACGGCAGAGACAGCAUCACCCCCAUCCCUGACGCCAACGUCCAGAUCGGCCAGAGACGGGGCAUGUCCUACUGGGACAUCAUGAGGAUCAACCUUCUCUACGGAUGCUAA
Messenger RNA from Cynoglossus semilaevis (tongue sole), 1977 nucleotides. RefSeq names its product high choriolytic enzyme 1-like. The transcript has a single exon. Gene Ontology annotation, biological process: proteolysis. The coding region runs from base 1189 to 1977 and encodes 262 amino acids. Gene Ontology annotation, molecular function: zinc ion binding; metalloendopeptidase activity. Lineage: Eukaryota; Metazoa; Chordata; Actinopteri; Pleuronectiformes; Cynoglossidae. The record is from RefSeq and is a predicted model, not a curated record.